AUGUUCACGUUCCACCAACAUUCUGGGAAGAGGAAAGCCCUCGAUGAGGGUCCAUGGAUGUUCAAUAAUCCCCUCCUGGUGGUGGAGGAUUUUGAUCCGGCAAAGAGCACCAAGGACUAUAAGUUUAUGACAGUUCCGAUCUGGGUACGUGUCUUUGAUCUGCCUUUGGGAAUGAUGUGUCGGGAGGCGGGGCUCGCGAUUGGAGAUAUUGUGGGGGAGGCCUUGGAGGUCGAUGCAGGCUCCGAUGGGAUGGCGGUUGGCAAGUUCCUGAGGGUGAAAGUUCGCAUGGACAUCACUAAACCUAUUAUGCGACGUUUUGUUCUGGAAAAGGAUGGCGGCAAGGCACAAGAGAAUGAUGAAAUAACUGAGAGGGAGCAGGAGAGGAAGGAGGAGGAGAAAUGGUGCAGAUUUGAGUAUGAGUUCCUCCCGGAUUUCUGUUACACUUGUGGUAUGCUUGAUCAUGUGGACAAAGAGUGCUCCUACAAGCUAAAGAAGGGAGAGAGCAAGCAGUUCGGUCCGUGGCUGAAGGCUUUCAUCCCUAGAAGCUCGAGUGAGACUAGUAGAGGUAGUUGGAGUGAUGGCAGGGGCAAGCCGGAGGGUCGAAGCAGUGGGGGUGGCAAAAGCCGUAGCUGGGGGCACUCAGGGGGCCGUUCGGGAAGCGAUAGUGAUAAUUGGCGCAAGGACAAAUCGGUGGUGGGGCACCAGUUGACAGAGUUGGAAAACCGCGAGGCUGAAGUGACGAGCCCUAUGAAGAAGAAGGGUGAUCCAAUGCAAGUUGAGGCCCCAGCCAAAUCUGGACGAGAGAUUGCAAAGGGAACAGUAGCUCUGAAGCAUCUAACUUAUGAGAGUAGAGGGUCUGUGGGAGAGCAAAAGCAUCAGGGGGAGAGCAGUGUGAUUGAGGGGGUGCACAGGCCCAAAGGUUGCCUCCUAAAGUUUCUGAGAAGGGGAAGGGGAGGAAGGAAUUGA
Molecule: messenger RNA, 966 nt
Organism: Aegilops tauschii subsp. strangulata
Lineage: Eukaryota; Viridiplantae; Streptophyta; Magnoliopsida; Poales; Poaceae
Source: RefSeq, a predicted model, not a curated record